Molecule: messenger RNA, 997 nt
Organism: Helianthus annuus (common sunflower)
Lineage: Eukaryota; Viridiplantae; Streptophyta; Magnoliopsida; Asterales; Asteraceae
Product: mitochondrial uncoupling protein 3-like
Exons: 4
Coding region: 174-608 (144 amino acids)
Biological process (GO): response to cold
Source: RefSeq, a predicted model, not a curated record
UGAAUUAUUGUUUCAUCUCUUCAGCUUGAAACUUCACAAUAGUUAGCUGCUGAAUUCUAAAGGAAGACGAAGACGACUAUAAUAAAUAUAGGUUUAGAUGUUUGCUCUGGUGGCUAUCUAGGGUUUCAGUGUCGGCCGACGACUGUGAUACGCGUAGGCGAUUGAUCAGACCCAUGGCUCAAGAACAAGCCCAGGCGCGAUCCAGGGCCAUGAACAAGAUCGCUCUAGCAUCACUAUCAGCAAUGGUGGCAGAGACCACCACUUUCCCCAUCGACAUCACCAAAACCAGGCUUCAAUUGCAUGCAGCCGCUCACCCAGUCUCCGCAUUUCAGGUCGCCACUGACAUCCUUCGCAAACAAGGCGUAACAGGACUCUACAAGGGCCUGUCACCUGCCCUUCUUAGACACCUUUUCUACACACCCAUUCGAACCGUUGGUUACGAGCAAUUGCGUCAUGCUUUCAUUUCUCAUGAUAAUCAUUCUCUUUCUCUACCGAGCAAGGCCCUCAUUGGAGGGAUUUCUGGCGUUAUUGCUCAGCAUGAUGUAUGCUAUGGAUGGUUGUUCUUGAGGUUUUCCCAAUGCUUUCAAGCUACCAAAUUUUAUGAGUGAUCAUGAUUUUCUAGACGGUUAUGGAACACUAGGGUGAAGUGUCAUUUGUGGGAGCUUGACUGUGGCUUACAAAGUGAUGAUCAAGACACGUGGGUGACGAGGCGCUCCUAAGCCCCCAUUUAAUCCGAGUAUUAGUUGCUAAGGGAUAAGGGAAAGACAAAAGCAAGCGUUAGCCGUAUUCGUGAGAUACAUGGUAAAUUGUAUCCAUUUAUAUUAUUAUUUUAUUGUUUUUCUGACUUGCAAUAAUCACUUUGAAAAAUAGAGGUGUUGGUUUGCAAAAAUCUCACAGUCACAGGUGAUUGUUGUUGAUAGAAUAGGUGAUCCCAAACUUAACAAUAUGUAAUGCACUCAAAUAAUUUGAAUAUAAUGUCUCAUGACAAUAUCUAAUA